Biomphalaria glabrata is the source of this 4238-nucleotide messenger RNA. RefSeq names its product synaptic vesicle glycoprotein 2C-like. NCBI's taxonomy places the organism in Eukaryota, Metazoa, Mollusca, Gastropoda, Planorbidae. Gene Ontology annotation, cellular component: membrane. The coding region runs from base 384 to 1958 and encodes 524 amino acids. The transcript has 14 exons. Gene Ontology annotation, biological process: transmembrane transport. The record is from RefSeq and is a predicted model, not a curated record. Gene Ontology annotation, molecular function: transmembrane transporter activity.
UGACAAGUGUUGGCUACACUAGAUCUAGUAGGCUAGUCUAUUCACGAUAAUAGGGACUAAAUAAAGCCAUACUAAGUGGCUUUGGCAUUUAGAAUUUGAUGUGCUUGUGACUCGGCAUUACACAAACUGAUCGAUUCAUUAGAAAUAAAGCUGCCUGCCUCUGUUUCGUUGUUUGUGUGUGUGUGUGUUUUAUGUGUUCCAUGUACGAGCUCAAGUUUCUGUUGACUUCAGUUUAUUCUAUGGCCUGGAUUUCCUAACAUUGAAUGUAAUACUGAGUAUGAUGUUCCUAUGUGACGUUUCUUUGGUUUAAUGUAUAAGGCCUGCUAGAACAUACCAAGAUAUAUCACAACUAUUUUCAAAGUGAUGAGGAGGAAGAGUUGUCUAUGAUGGAUACUGAUGUGGAUGAGAAAAGCUCACUUCUCAGCGGACAUGAGAGCUACAAUGAGUCUGGUACAAGAAAAGUUUCAGGGGAGAGAAGAAAGGCUGUUAUCUAUGAAGAGGCGCUCCACAUGUGUGGUUUUGGAAAGUUUCAUAUUUUCUUGCUGUUCAUGUGUGGAUGGGCAGUGUCCAGUGAUGCGAUUGAAGUGCUGAGUGUCAGUUUCCUGCUUCCAGCUGCCACCUGUGACCUGUCACUGUCAUCUGAUGAUAAAGGAUGGUUGAAUGCUGUUGUGUUCUUAGGAAUGAUGGUUGGAGGAUAUUUCUGGGGAUCCUUGGCUGACAAAUGGGGAAGAAGAAAUAUUUUGAUUUGGUCAUUAUUAGUCAAUGGAAUCGGCAACUUGGGAUCCAGUGUUUCACAAGUGUUUUGGCUUUUUCUUAUCUGUCGAUUUUUUAGUGGUGUAGGUGUAGGUGGAAGUAUGCCGGUAGUGUUCACAUAUUAUACAGAGUUUCAACACAAAUCCAGGAGGGGUGCAAUGAUCAGCCUUCUAGCCACAUUCUGGAUGACUGGAAAUAUCGUAGCUGCUGGAUUGGCUUGGAUUGUCAUCCCCAGAGAGUACCUAAGUUUUUAUUCGGGUGACUUUAUAUUUAACAGCUGGAGAGUGUUUGUUGCCCUCUGCACAUUGCCUAGCCUUACUGCAGGGGCAAUGUUUGUUUUGAUGCCUGAGAGCCCAAAGUACCUCUUGCAGAAAGGCAAAGAGCAAGAUGCUAUUGCAGUGUUGAAACAAGUACAUUCUGUGAAUAAAAGUUCUAAACCAUUCCAGCUGGAAUUUCUUGUACUCAGUGAAGAAGAUAUAGAAGGCUGUUCAAACCUUAAAAUUUGUGAAUCUGGUUUUUAUCAAAAGCUCAAGUCAACUUCUAGUCAGCUGAUACAGUCCACUCUUCGCUUGUUUGGAUUAUCUCUAAGGAGAACAACCAUCACACUUCUUCUUAUUAACUUUUCAUUAGCCUUUGGGUACUAUGGUCUGUUUCUCUGGUUCCCAGAGUUGUUCAACAGAAUUGAUAAAUAUGGAGGAAGUUUUUGUGAUUCUAAGAGUGGCAAUAGUACAGAUAAUAACACAAUUUGCCAACCUGGCAAUAAUGUUUACAUAGAUAGUUUUCUGACCUCAAUCUCCAACUUACCUGGAAAUAUACUCUCCAUAUUUAUUGUAGAAAGAGUCGGACGUAAACCAUUACUGGCUUCCAGCAUGGUUCUCUCUGGCCUGUCCGUUUUCUUUCUGUGGUUUGUAAAGGAGCGCUGGCAAAGUGUGCUGAUGUCUUGCUUGUUUGGUGCCAUAUCAGUUGUAGGGUUCAACAUGCUAGAUGUCCUCCAGACUGAAUUGUUUCCUACUGAAGUUAGGUCUACCUCGUUUGGUGUCCAGACAGCUGCUCUUCGUGUUGGUGCCAUUCUUGGAAAUGUGAUAUUUGGGCUUUUAGUGGAUACAUACUGUGCUGUGCCCAUGUUUCUUGUGGCUGGACUCCUGGCUUUUGGUGGACUGGCUAGUCUCAUACUGCCCAAAACCACAGGCAUUGAUAUUCAUUAACAACAGGCUCAUUAGCUGAAUAAAGGAGCCAACAUGAAGGAUAUAGAUAACAAUAGGCUCAUUAGCUGAAUAAAGGAACCAGCAUGAAUGCUAUAGAUAUGCACAUUCUUAAAAGGAUGACUACUCUGAUAGAACACUUCUGACAGUGACUGUGUUGUAGGUGUCUGUGAUACUUAGAUGAGGAAGUCUUUUAAUACUCAUCAUCUCCAGAUGUGCAAACAUUUGUACAGUGAAGGUUUAUAUUUAUUGAUUUGUUGGAUUUAUAAAUGUAAAUAAGUAGAAUUUAAGAUCUUAUCAAUUUAAGUAUGUGUUUGUUCAUAUACAGCACAUAUACGUUAGGCAUACUUAUGUGGAGCUAGAGUAAAAUAAAUAAAAAAAAUUUUAGCUUUUAUAUAGCGCUACUUUCAUGCUUAUAACAUGCUCAGAGCGAUAUGGUCCAAUCUCAUUUGUUGACCAGUGGGUGGGAAGGGGUAUUUGGGAGAAGAAUUUCCGUGCUGCCUUUAGGCGCUCAGUAAAUACAACUCUGCUCAAAUCGUGUGUUGAACCUCGAGCCCCUUUAUAGGUAGCCAAGCCAAGUUCAAGCGUAUUUAGCCUCUCGACCACGCUCCUUAAUGCUAGAGACAUGAAUUCAGUACUGAGCUGAGUUGAGCUCCUCCCUUUGACUUGUGUUUCUGAUGUUAAUGUUCUGUUAGCAUCAUUCCCUUAAUGCAGAAUUCAACUUCAGCAUCUAAUAAAACACAGAGCAAUUAUUUUAUGCAUAUGUAUAAAUAAGUUACUUCAUAAGACCUUUAAAACAAAAUUGAGACUGAACAAAGUGCUGGCUGUGUGUGAAGUUCUUUGUAGUUAAAACUUACCCUAAAGUCAUGAAAGGUGAAAAGUAACUUGAAAGCUUAGUUCUUGACUUCCUUGUACUCCUUUGAGAGAUGUGAUGAGGGAAUGCCAGAACACAUUGAAAACAUAUCAUUUCAAAUCUCAAGCGUUCUCUAUUUAUUUCCUUAGGUCAAAGACAGCAAGAGGUUUCUGUAUCAGUUCAUUUCAGAAAUAAUUUAAUUACGAUGUUAUUCUUUUUUUUUUUAAAGUAUGUUUAAAAAAAAAAAUUAUUAACAGGUAUCAAAUACAAAUUAAGCAAAAUGUUUUGAAUAAUAUGUUACAAUUAAUUUAAAUAGAAAUUGAAAGAUAAUUAUACCCCUAAUUGCUAAGAGAAUCUGCUAUUUUAUAGAUUGGCUGUGUCAUAAUGAGGUCAAGCUUAUGAGUGAGGAAAUUUUUUUUUCAGAUUAUGGCUUGUUUUGCAUAAAACAGUACUUUCAUUAGUAAUACAUUAUUUUCCUGUUCCUUGAUUUUUUGUUAUUGUUGAUAUGUUACAAUGUUGAAAAACAUGACAUCAAGUUUAAUGAUAUAAAAAUCCUUUGAUAAUUUGUUUUUAUAACUCAGCUGUUGAAUUUUUUUUAGUAUGAAAUUGGGAAUUUUCAGGAAUUGGAUGAGCUUAAAAAGUUCAUAACUUAAAGAUCAAGAUCUUCUUAUAAAGAUUUAUAAUAAGUAUUUUCAUUUGUGUAUAUAUUUCAGUUAGUAAAACUUCCAAUGAGAAGGGCUUAACAUUAUCUGGGGGAACAAUCCAACUGCUUUUAUCUGAGAGUUGUGAGAAUUGACAGUGAAUGAUAGAAAACAUGGCCUAGCAUGAAUCAAGUUACAAUAUUGUCUGAUGUGAAUAUGUUUGAAAAAUAUAUUAUUUUAACUUGAACAAAUUGUGAUAACUUGUACUGUUGGGGGAUAGUCUUAAACUCAUACAUACUUUAGUAGUACGUAGAGACUCAUGUUGAGGGUCAGUAGUUUGGAACUAGGGUCAUUGCAAGGUUUAAGAUUUAGAAUUUAAUUAGUUGGUUUCUUUUUUUUUUUUUUUUUUGGUAAGGCAUCAUCAUUUUGUACAUAAUUAAAUGCUCCUUUCCUGUUUAUAUUAUGGGAAAAAAAAGGUUAUUUUUCUAUUACGUCAUCUCAUUCUGUAUGUGAUAUUCAAUGACUCUUGUUAUACUGAACUGAAAACAAAUGGGACCACUCGCAGAGAAUGGACUUUCUGUCACUCUGAAUUGUGCCAUAUUUUUUUUUAAAUUAUGUUCUAUGGUCGUAAUGCAUUGAUUAAUUAUCCUACUGCAAUAGAAAAAUAAUUUUACAAAACAAAGUAAUAUUAUUUUUUUUUGUUAAAUAUAUGUCUCUACAUUUUGGUAGAGGUAUUCUAUGUUGAAAUUAUCUGUAGACAAAUGUUUGAAAUAAAAUACUCCAUCUAAA